Molecule: messenger RNA, 987 nt
Organism: Aspergillus pseudotamarii
Lineage: Eukaryota; Fungi; Ascomycota; Eurotiomycetes; Eurotiales; Aspergillaceae
Product: putative short-chain dehydrogenase/reductase family protein
Exons: 3
Coding region: 1-987 (328 amino acids)
Source: RefSeq, a predicted model, not a curated record
AUGUCUGCCACUGUCGCAACUCAACGUCGCGGUCUUCCCCUCCUGGUGACGCCCGAGACCUGUUCAAGGAGGACCUACAUUGUGACCGGUGCCAACAGUGGACUGGGCUUGGAAGCAGCCAGGCACCUGGUUAGUGCUGGUGCUAAAAGAGUGAUCCUCGCGGUGCGCAAUCUCAGCGCUGGUCACAGGGCCAAAGACGACAUUGAGACAUCCACUGGAAAAACUGGUGUGGCUGAGGUUUGGCUGCUUGAUCUUGCCAGCUAUGACUCUGUGAAGGCGUUUGCACGGAGGGCAACAACAGAGCUUGAUCGAAUUGAUGCCGUCAUUGAGAAUGCGGGAGUGGCAUUGUCGCAGCGUAUGGAGGCGGAGGGCCACCCAUUACCCGUCACCGUUAAUGUGCUAAGCACGGUUCUACUUGCUAUGCUCAUCCUGCCAAAGCUGAGAGACAGUGCUCAGCAUUACGGAACCAUGCCUCGUCUGGUGUUCGUGACCAGUGUUACUGGGUUUGACUGUCAGGAAGCUUGGAAGAAUAUUCAUGAUGCGCCACUAGCUAAGAUGGAUUCCCAAGAUAUGGAUAUGAUGGGACUAUACCCCCUUACCAAGCUCAUGCUGACCUUGGCUGUCCGUCAUCUGGCAACCUUAGUCCCGGUAGUACGCACAGGUGUUGUUAUGAACCUAGUCUGCCCAGGACUAUGUAAGACCGAGAUAAGCCGCAACGCGCCAGCUGAAGUACAGGAGAACGUGGCCAAUUUUGUUGCACAGUCUGGGCGGACUGCGGAGGACGGUAGCCGUACACUCCUUCAUGGAGCCGUGGCAGGUAUAGAGAGCCAUGGAUGCUUUCUUCAUUCUUGCGAAAACGGAGAGAGUGUGGUACCUCAAUGGGUGACAAAUGAUGAGGGAAAGAAAUGGCAGAGGCACGCCUGGGAGGCUAUUGCAAAAGAACUAGAAUCCGUGAAUCCUGGAUGUAUUCAACAAAACAUCAAUUGA